AUGCGCCGGCUGUUCCGAGCCUUCGCGCUCGGGAUGGCCGUGGGGAUUUCGGCACUCUUCAUGUCAAGGUAUUUCAUGGGCCGUGGCAAUGAUGCACGCAGACGUGCAGGAAUGCAGCUGCUACACUGGCUGCAGAAAGACAAGGAUGCACAACCACCGCUUGGAGGAGACCAAGUGGAUGAACACCAGUCCGCACAGCAGGGCGAGCCAGGCCAGGCGCAGAAGGUGUCAGCAACUACGCAGAGCUCCUAUGCAGGCAGUCCUGUGGCGCCCGGAAGCCUGUGGCUUGGGAACACACCCUCCCAAGAGCUCUCGGCUGCCGAGGUGGACUCGAUGGCCGCCCCGCCGGCACAGCCUCGGCCCUCGAGGAACCACGACUUUGUCCUCUGUGCGAACGUAGCAGGAACUCUGGGCAGCUCGCUGCAAGCCGCUAAGGCCUUCUUCACGAUCGCCUCCAGGAUUCGGCAGAGGGGAUGGCGUGUUCGAGUGCUUCUUCCGGCCAUCGGCGGCACGGAAUUCGACAAUGUCCGCCUGGAUGAGAAGAAUGGCACCUCCUUGGCCAAGGUGCUGGAUCUGACUCGACUUCGCAAGCUUCUAGACAUUGACGAGGACUCUGCCGCGACGGUUGAACCACGGAAGAAGGUUUGUUGGGAGAAGGGCGCUGAUGUCUCUGUGUUCAGCUUGGUUCAGAUACGGAACGAACAGCUCCGUGGUGUGACAGUGCCCCACAUUUGGCUAGGGCCAGGAUAUGAACGGUGGAUGUUCGAGCAACUGUUUGACAACCUCGGGACACUUGCGAAUGCACCCAAUUUCACUGAUGCGAUCCGGGUUUUCUGGCAGAUGCGGAGCUCCAGCCCGACGGAGUGCAGUCCCUUCGUGUACCCAGAUCUGGCAUUUGAGGUGGGCCAGGCCAUGCUCCUGAAGCCACCCGAGAGAGCAGAACCCUGUGCCUUCGUCUACGUCGGUCCCAUCAUCCGCCGUGAUCGGCUGUGGCACUUGCGGCCGGGGCCAGACUUCACGAAGUGGUGUCCGCAGUGCUCCUUGCCGGACCUUCCUGCUUGGGUGAAUGCCACGGCCAAGAAGAUUGGCUCGUUGCUGAAAGAGCAGCAGUUGACCUGCGCCACUUUCUAUGUCCGCCUCCUCGGCCUUACCAGCACGGAAUUUCUACAACUCAUCCAGGAUGGGGCGGCUACAGCAGGUGUUCCAUUUGAGGCUUCGCGGAUCAAGAAACGGUCGUGCCGCUUGUGCAUGGAGGCCAACAUGGAGGUUCUGCAGCGUGCGGCGGCCUCGCCAUUACUGAUAGCAGAGUACGGCUCCUUCUGGCCGGACCUGCCGGCAAUGCACUUGCUGGCCCGUGGGGCCACUGUUGCCUAUCUGCAUGGGGACGUCUCUGUGCGCACGCUAGCGGGUCGCCUGGAGAAGUUCGACAAGAUCUGGAUCCACGUAACGACGUUGCAUUCGGUCGUCUUGGAUGCAAGGACAUCUGCCCGCAGUCGCUUCUUGCUGCCCCUGUCAAUGACUCUGGAUGAGGAGGGCAGCCUGAUCUUAGGAGACGUCGGGAUGCGGAGUGCAAAUGCCACCAGGGACCCAUCGGGCCCGAGCCUGCGAUAUCGGAUAUCCAAAGGUACCAACCUUUUUGGUGACUUCAGCCCCCAGGCUGCCAUGAUGAACCUCAUGCAGAGUGACGGCCUUGGUGAUGCGAUGCCCAGAGAGAUACGAGAUCAGUGUCUUCAGGUUAAGUGGUUGCUUGUUGCACUCGUUGUGCCUCAGUGCCCUCAGCGGCAGCUCAUGUUCCGACUGCCGUGUUCGUUCGCCGCAGCCAUUUUUUUAUCGAAGCUUUGGUAUCUCAUUGACCAUUUACGGCGGACGUCCCCGGCUUUAUCUCGUAUGGACAUCGACUUCGAUGUAGCAGAGAUGAGCAGGUGGGUGGUAGGUGACGUGGAUGACGAUGAGGUGGCAGACCAUAAUGCAGCCGGGGAAGCGGAGACCAUCUACGAAGAGUACAAGUCCCUUGCCGAGCUGGAAGAGCGCAUCUUGGCACCUCUGGCCUGCCGCGGAUGGCAGCGAGUUCAGGCUCUGGCCCUGCGGCACACCGGGGCGUUGCAGCGGCAAGUGGAGAAAGCUUUAGCAGGAACUUGCGUGGUGGGACGCUUCGUGGUUCAAAGCUCGACGGAAACGAGUGAGCGAGUGGCCCGAGCGCAGCUGGUCGUUGAGAGGGGUCCAGAGUUGCUGCUGAACCGCUUGGUGAGAGUCUACACAUUGCAAAACCGCAACCGUGCUCGCCAAGGAGAUGAAGUAUGGGUGGAAAUACGGCACUGCGCUCUCGACCAAGCAUCAGUCAUUCUCAGAGAUGGCAACCAGACCCCUGAGCAGAUGCUGGGCUACUUCUGCCUGUUUGGGAGUGUCCUCCGAGCUGAACGGGCAUUAGAACAGGUGCCCUCACGGACGGACUACCUGUGCAAGCAGUCGCAGAUUCAGUGGCAGACAGGAAGGCUAAUCUUCAUUCCUUUCUCUCAGGAAGUGCCGGUUCUUCAGGUCGAAGACAGCAGUCGUCAGCAUCCAUUGGAUCGAGUGUAUCGUCUCAGGAUCGUCGACUGGCCCGUGACAUCGCUACGACCGAAAGCACUGAUUGUGGAAUCUUUCCGGCAGCCGGGAAGCUUCCGGGAUGGUCAUGAGAGCACCUUGCACUUCUUCUGCAAGGACCUGGAGCAGGCGCUGCCUGAGCAGCCUGCUGCGGCGUUACCACGGCCACUCCGCACGCAGGAGGAGCGGCGGGACCUUUCCGAUGCAGAAGCUUUCUCUAUAGACUCGGCCGGGACAGAUCUGAUAGACGACGCGCUGGAGUUCGACGAACAGCAGGGGGUCGUUCGAGUGCACAUUGCAGAUGUGGCAUCCUUUGUCAAGUCCGGAAGCACAGUGGACAGAGAUGCAGCCUACAUGGGCUGUGGCUAG
This is a messenger RNA of Symbiodinium sp. CCMP2456, 2952 nucleotides long. NCBI's taxonomy places the organism in Eukaryota, Dinophyceae, Suessiales, Symbiodiniaceae. The record is from the annotation of a GenBank genome assembly.